AUGUUUGGGAUCCAAGAUACUUUGGGAAGAGGACCGAUUCUGAAAGACAAAUCUCUGGGUUCUGAGAUGGAUUCCGUCAGGUCCUGGGUCAGAAACGUUGGGGUUGUGGAUGCAAAUGUAGCAGCACAAAGCGGCGUAGCUCUGUCCAGAGCCCACUUCGAGAAGCAGCCGCCCUCCAACUUGAGGAAAUCCAAUUUCUUUCACUUCGUUCUGGCGCUCUACGACAGACAAGGGCAGCCCGUGGAAAUAGAGAGGACGGCUUUUGUGGACUUUGUAGAAAACGAUAAAGAGCAAGGCAACGAAAAGACCAACAACGGCACGCAUUACAAACUGCAGCUCCUGUACAGCAACGGUGUCAGGACUGAACAGGAUCUGUAUGUCAGACUCAUUGAUUCCGUCACCAAGCAGCCCAUAACUUACGAAGGACAGAACAAGAACCCUGAGAUGUGCAGAGUGCUGCUCACCCAUGAAGUCAUGUGCAGUCGGUGCUGCGAGAAGAAGAGUUGUGGCAACAGAAACGAGACUCCAUCGGACCCCGUGAUCAUCGACAGAUUCUUCUUAAAAUUUUUUCUCAAGUGCAAUCAGAAUUGUUUGAAAACAGCAGGAAACCCCCGAGAUAUGAGGCGGUUCCAGGUUGUGCUAUCCACAACAGUGAAUGUUGAUGGGCACGUGCUGGCAGUGUCUGACAACAUGUUUGUUCACAACAACUCCAAGCAUGGACGGAGAGCAAGGAGACUCGACCCCUCUGAAGGGUUUACACCCAGCAUGUUAAAUCCCUUAUCUGACGCUCUGCUCUCCUUUUGGUUUUGUUCAGCCACACCUUGUAUCAAAGCAAUCAGCCCAAGCGAAGGGUGGACAACAGGAGGAGCAAUGGUGAUCAUUAUUGGAGACAACUUCUUUGAUGGGCUUCAAGUAGUGUUUGGAACCAUGCUUGUGUGGAGUGAGCUUAUCACACCUCAUGCCAUUCGAGUUCAGACGCCUCCACGUCACAUUCCCGGAGUGGUUGAAGUGACAUUAUCAUACAAAUCCAAACAGUUUUGCAAAGGCGCCCCAGGCAGGUUUAUUUACACAGCUUUAAAUGAACCUACUAUAGAUUACGGUUUCCAAAGACUGCAAAAAGUCAUCCCAAGACAUCCUGGGGACCCUGAAAGAUUAGCUAAGGAAAUGCUGUUGAAACGAGCUGCUGACCUAGUUGAAGCACUGUACGGAACGCCGCAUAACAACCAGGACAUCAUUCUGAAACGAGCUGCAGACAUCGCAGAAGCUCUCUACAGCGUACCGCGGAAUCCCGCGCAGAUCCCUGCGCUGUCGAGCUCCCCGGCGCACAGCAGCAUGAUGGGCAUUAACUCCUACGGCAGCCAGCUGGGGGUCAGCAUCUCAGAGUCAACACAGGGAAACAACCAAGUAGGUUACAUUCGUAACACAAGCAGCAUCUCACCCCGCGGUUACUCAUCCAGUUCCACACCUCAACAGUCCAAUUACAGCACUUCCAGCAACAGCAUGAACGGCUACAGCAACGUCCCCAUGUCAAACCUGGGUGUUCCAGGCUCCCCCGGUUUCAUUAACGGCUCUCCAACAGGAUCCCCUUAUGGAAUAAUGUCUUCAAGUCCAACAGUUGGCUCCUCCAGCACUUCUUCCAUCCUUCCAUUCUCCUCUUCCGUCUUUCCUGCUGUCAAACAGAAGAGUGCCUUUGCUCCCGUCAUCAGACCCCAAGGGUCUCCUUCUCCUGCCUGCUCCAGUGGCAAUGGAAAUGGGUUUAGAGCCAUGACUGGUCUUGUCGUUCCCCCGAUGUAAGGAAGAGGCAGCUUUGCUCCUCUCCCUCUUCCCUUUUUUCCUCUUUUUUUUUCAUUUUUCUUUUACAGCACAAAACUACUUAUUGUGAUGGACCACUAAAAAGAAAAAAAAAAUAAAUAGCACUACAAGCUCUUUUUGGGGGGAAAGCCAGGCCCAGGAAAUAAAAGGAACAUUUUUUAUGGAUUGGACAAGACAGAAGGCUGCAUCUUUUACCUGUUUGAUAUUUCUGACACAACCACGUCAACUCCUAGAACACUGCGAACGAAGAAUCAGCCAUGAGCCAGAGGACAAACAACAGUUGGCAGAAUGGGAUCAGAAAUGCAAAGUCUUGAAAGACACGAAACCUUCCUAAGAUUUGUAAAAUAUUAAAAGGAAAAAGAAAUUGGCAAAAAUGAUUCAAGCUUGAUAUUUUGGAUACAAUUUGUUUUACUUUGUAGGGGAAAAAAGUUGAAGUUUCUAUUUUAUAUGGAGCCUUUCAGAUAUCAAUUUAGUUUAUGCAGGGAAAAAAUAAAAAAAAUAAUUAAAAAAAAAAAAAAAAA
Messenger RNA from Centrocercus urophasianus (Greater sage-grouse), 2333 nucleotides. RefSeq names its product EBF transcription factor 2 (gene EBF2). Gene Ontology annotation, biological process: regulation of transcription by RNA polymerase II. Bases 1 to 1794 code for a protein of 597 amino acids. The record is from RefSeq and is a predicted model, not a curated record. Lineage: Eukaryota; Metazoa; Chordata; Aves; Galliformes; Phasianidae. The transcript has 17 exons. Gene Ontology annotation, molecular function: RNA polymerase II cis-regulatory region sequence-specific DNA binding; DNA-binding transcription factor activity, RNA polymerase II-specific.